UCUUUCACAACUGUCCAAUCACUGAGCUUGAACGACUUGGUUGUUGGUGGUGACGCUGGAAAAUAUUUUUGUUGCUGCUGGAAGGCGAGACGCCUGAGUUGGGAGGAUUAAUGGGGAUUGCAUGACCUAGAAUUCGCCGACGCGUUAGUGUUUUCUCCUUUUUCUUACCGAUCGUUAACGUUGAGUGAAAUCUACACGUUUCGCGUCGACGAUGUCGGUGAACAUGGAUGAGCUCCGGCACCAAGUGAUGAUCAACCAGUUUGUUUUGACCGCUGGUUGUGCCGCUGAUCAAGCAAAGCAGCUCCUCCAAGCAGCUCACUGGCAGUUCGAGACUGCUCUAAGCUCCUUUUUUCAAGAAGCCAAUGUCCCCAGUCAUCACCACCAGAUGAUGUGCACACCGCGAAAUACACCAGCCACCCCACCCAACUUCCCAGACGCCAUCACCAUGUUCUCCAAACUGCGGGCAUCUGAAUGCAGCGGUGGCAGCGGAAGCACUUCGACGGCGGGACCCACGGCCUGCUCCCCACCGCCCUCAUCCUUCUGGGCCUCCUCCCCGCCCAGCCACCAGCCUGUCUGGCUGCCCCCCUCAUCCCCCACGGGUCAUCACCUACACCAUCACCACCACCUGCACCAGACCCACAUGUGGCCACCCGUGUCCCAGCCUGGCAAGACCCAGCAGACGCCCUUUGUGUCUGCGCUGCAUGGCCAGAGAUGAGAUGAGGAAUUCAUGAGGGGAUAUAGGGGUUGAAGUAUCAGCAAAAGCAGAUGGUGACGAGUGACAGAGACCCGUAGUUUUUUCCAUUUCUUGAAAAAAAAGAUCUUUAUUAAAAAUGUCGUUUGCUACAUUUUUGUCAGUAAUUUAGGUACAAAUAUCCAAAUCUGGGGAGAGACCACUACUAAUAUAAAUCCGAAAAUGUCUGAAGUGUCUUUGAAGCAGGCCUCCUAGUGCCUACUUUCUGGCAUAGAUCACUUUGGGAGGAAAGGCAGUUGCCACAGCAAUGCAAACAAGCCUGUGACUAAGCACUGGAAACAUUUGCAAGACUCUGAAGGAUUUAGGGCAGGGAGGCUAUAUCCAUAUGGCCUGACCUGCCUCUGCCUGAUGGGGGGAAAAAAGGACCCCUUGUGUUCGGGACCCCAAGUGUAAUAAGACCCUGCUGUUGCUUCAGCUGCAGCAUUUGUAGGACUGGCAACGAAAAAAAAGUGACCCUGGAGGCUGCUGAAGGAGCCUUUGUGCUUGGUUUGUGUUGAAGGAGAACAAUGUGGACCUUGGGGAACAUGAAGCCUUCAAAUCGGAUCAUUGACCCAGCCUGUUACCUUUGGGUUCAGUUUUUCUUCUUCAUGAAGUAAAGUUGUUUUGCUUGGUUUAAGAACAAAUCUAUGGAUUUAGUGUUUUUUUUUUUUUGUGUGUGAACAUUUCUGCUGAGCUCAAAAAUAAUGGAACAAAGGAAUUUGACAACAGCCCAGCGUGAUUCACUAAAAGGUCCUAGCGGACACGUCAGGAUUGGUUGUAGUCCUGUCACUGGUUUUUGUUGACAUCUAACAGUCUGAGAUUGCUUUUUUUUUUUUUUUUCUUUCAAUCUGUUUUUAUGGGAAAGUUUUGAUGAAUCCCGUGUGUGACCACAAAAGGAAGCAGUAUACUGAUUGUUGAAUGCAUUGUUUUUAUGUUACCUGCACAGACUUUUGAGAAUAAUUUCACAAAUGGCUAGUGAUUGUCUUGGGGCGCCUUUCCACCGCACCAGUACCAUACUAAGUAAUAAUGUCAGCCUGGAUGAUAUGCGAUAUUAAUGCCAACAUUGCAUGUUAUGCACGUGCAAUUCUUACAUCGUUAGUCGGCAAGAUUAAGAUGUGACUUUUUCUUACCUUCAAUUCCGUAUGCACAUUUUAGCACAGGGAAUUUUGUUUCACUAAAACAUUUUUACUCUGUCAGAGGAAAAAAAAACUUAGCAAGUUUUGCAGUUUUAAUAAUUUUUCCUUUUUAAGAUUAUCUAGUAUGUUUAAGAAAUCAGUUUAAAGUUGACCUCCGCUGCUUUUGCAUGAGCACUGCAUGCAUUCUCCGAGACAAUCAGUCAUUUUCAUCCUUACUGUUUAAAUCAUUCCCGGACAGCAUUGUGAGAAAUUUAUGUUGAACUCGUUUUUUGCUUUAUAAAUACCAAUACAAAUAUCUCUUACAACAAAAUUACAUGGCAAUAUUUGGAUAUAUUUUUUAUUUCUCGUCAUGCCAUCCUGAUUUUUGUUGUAUCUGAUUUUCCAACCAAAUCACAAUUAAAGCUUGGGUCUCUUCAUUUGUCCUCACAUCCAUCAUUACUUUUUUUGACGUUAUUUUCUGAGUUUGUAACUUGACGGUGGUUGUAUUGUGUUUCGAGGCAGGGUAUUUGCAUAACCAGUCAACAAAGAAAGUGUUUGCAAGUACCAAAGAAGUACUCCAGUUGGUUUGGUACUUUAGGUACCACAAUUGUUGGUACUGGUACUUGACCGGAAGUUAAUGGAAAAGGGAAAGUACCAAAAGUAUGGUACCUGGUGCAGUGGAAAGGCGCGUUUGGCCUCUCACUAUGGAUGCUGGGAAAACUGAAGUAAUUAGUUGAUACUGGUCUAUAGAUCACAUUGGAAGGUUAACAAUGCAGUCAAUACAAGCACUCCUGAGUUUACCUCUUCUUGGUGGGAGCAUUUUUCAUGCAUUGAAUGUCCUGGUGAAAAUGGGCACUUGGCAAAGUGUAGAGUUGUGUUGAGCACAAAGUCAGUUGGAUGUUUUUAAUUCAUGUGCAUCUUUGUCCACUUUCUCUAGUGGGUCAUAGCAGCCAUUCAACCACUUUUGCUGAGUUCUGUGGCUUUUUACUGACAGAAGAAA
Molecule: messenger RNA, 2845 nt
Organism: Brienomyrus brachyistius
Lineage: Eukaryota; Metazoa; Chordata; Actinopteri; Osteoglossiformes; Mormyridae
Gene: ubald2
Product: UBA-like domain containing 2
Exons: 3
Coding region: 212-715 (167 amino acids)
Molecular function (GO): protein binding
Source: RefSeq, a predicted model, not a curated record